AUGUAUGUGAAAUGGUUUGAUACAGGAAUGUUUUACUAUGUGAUUUUAGUGAAUGUCACUUUUUGUCAUUUUCAAAUUUCCCGCCGUUCCGCCCCCGUACGUCCCGACAUCCGCCGGAGGACAUUACAGGGGACACUGCAGGAGGGACAUCGCGGGAGGACAGGACAAGGUAAGAGAAGAACAGAUCCCGGAGCAGCGCCGCAUGGUAAGCUCGAGUGAAGCUCGGGGUUACCGCUUGUGCUACACUCGGGAAUACCGCCAGGGAGGCUAC
This is a messenger RNA of Staurois parvus, 271 nucleotides long. The record is from the annotation of a GenBank genome assembly. NCBI's taxonomy places the organism in Eukaryota, Metazoa, Chordata, Amphibia, Anura, Ranidae.